CUCUGUGAAAUUACACUCGCGAAGAAGAAAUGUCAACAAAACGGCGGGGUGGUGGUUGGUAGCAUGGAUGUAUAUAUGUCCGGUUGGUAGUGGCGAGGCGUUUUGUUGUUAUGUUUGUGAGUCGGUUUGACGGCCAGUCUCUGCUGCUGGUCCAGUCUCUCCUGUGUGGACCCUCCGGUGCUCACAAAGCUCUGGGAGUCUUCCACCGGCAGCAGCGAGCCAACCCCGACAUGUCCCUCACUAACUUCAUAGAAACUCUGUGCCAGGACGAGAUAACCUGUCCACUCACUGAAGACAAGCCGCCAACCGUUAAGCCCCUGGUGUGCCUGUUCCCAACAUUAUUCAAACAAAACCUGCUCUCCUUCAUCUACCUGGUCCCCUCGGUUCUUCCUCAGACCGCUGUCCUCCAUCUUCUCAAAUGCCUCGGCCAGGAUCCUCAUCCAAGCCCCUGGGUUACCGCUCUGGUUAAACAGAUAGAAAGAACCCUGGGGGCCAACAACGAGGGCCCUCUGUACACACCACUAAGCAGCCAGAGACUCAAGGAGCUGUCACAGCGUUUGGUUGGUUCUGGUGAGACUGGAGGAUGGGCCAAGUGCUUCAGCGGUCAAACGGUAGAAUCUGAUUCUCAGAGGGCAUCUGGUUCAUCGGAGCUGGGGACACAACGGAAAAGAAAGGGCAGCUUUGUCACUCUGGACUCAGAUGGCGAGGAAACAGGACAGCAGAGUAAACGGAUAAAGAUGGAUGUCUGUGGUGGUGAAUGUCUCGAUGCUGAAGAACAGAGCGCAAAAGAAGAGAUAUCAGGAGGAGUAGGAAGUGAUGCUCCAGCUGAAGAAGUGCAGCCAGCACUAGACGGUCCAUGUGACGCCCUGCCUGAACACAUAAAGGUCUGUGUUCUUCAAAUAAAAGAAUUACUGGAAAGUCAGACAGAGUGGGACCAGAGCUCAACGGAGAUUUUCAAAGUGCUGAACGACUGUGACCCCGGCCAAGUGGAGGUGUUGUGCAGCAUGCUGAGUUUGCCUGACUUGCCGGAGCAGACUCUGCCUAAACUGUGCAGCAGUAUUUUGGCUCCGUCUCCUGACUUCAGCUACAGCACGGCGGCAACGCUCGUCAAGAGCCUCCUGCUGAAGAAGGUCCUGUCCCUGUCGGAACCGGCCUCCAGAUGUCUAGUCACUGCAGUGACGUCGCUGUGUAGCCGCUAUCCCAGACCGAUGUGCCACGCUCUGAUCGGUCCAGUUCUAGAGGAAAAGAACAUAGGGAAUCCACAGGCUGAGCUGCUGAACAGACUGAUAGAGGGCUGCCUGGAUUCCCAUUACAGACUGCUGGUGCUUCAAAUGACAUUCAAAAUAACGUGGAGUGAGACAGUGCUCUCCAUUAUCCACAGCUUGCUAGACUCCAAGCCCGACUUGAGUGAAGAAGUGUUCACACAGUUCACCGAACAGCUCAUCAGCCAAAGUCCUCAAUUCACAAAGUCUGUGAAGUUUGCAAAAAUGAUGCUAACAGUCCUCACCAAAUAUAACAGCCAUGUGACGGCAGCACACAAACACUCCCUGCACGGCUGCCUGAUGUUAAAUGAAACCUUCCUGAAAAAGUCUCUCCAAGCUGCUUUGAAAAGAAUCACACACACAUGAAGCUCCAUCUGAUCUAAUGCAUGUUAAUAAAACCUUUUGAAUGAGA
Molecule: messenger RNA, 1674 nt
Organism: Sebastes umbrosus (honeycomb rockfish)
Lineage: Eukaryota; Metazoa; Chordata; Actinopteri; Perciformes; Sebastidae
Gene: fance
Product: FA complementation group E
Exons: 10
Coding region: 111-1628 (505 amino acids)
Biological process (GO): interstrand cross-link repair
Cellular component (GO): Fanconi anaemia nuclear complex
Source: RefSeq, a predicted model, not a curated record